AUGGAUGAACACAGUGUCGAAAGUUUAGCGGAAGUAUUUAGAUGUUUCAUUUGUAUGGAAAAACUUAAAGAUGCCCAUCUUUGCCCCCACUGUUCAAAAUUAUGUUGCUAUGCAUGCAUUAGACGAUGGUUAACCGAGCAGCGUUCUCAGUGUCCUCAUUGUAGAGCUUCUUUACAUAUUCAUGAACUAGUAAACUGUCGCUGGGUUGAAGAAGUAACUCAACAGUUGGAUACUUUGCAAUUGGUUGGAGCAGUUAAAGAUGAUUCUUCGGACAAAGAAAAAUGUAAAACCCACAAAGAAAAGCUAAGUGUGUAUUGUCGGAACUGUAAGCAGUGUAUUUGUCAUCAGUGUGCUUUAUGGGGAGGUACGCACUCAGAUCAUGUUUUUAAGCCACUGGAUGAAAUUUAUGAGCAGCAUGUUUCACAAAUAAAAGAGGAAUUCGUCCGCCUUCGUAGGAGGCUUGCAGAGUUAAUCAGUUUGGUUCAAGAAGUGGAAAAGAGUGUUGAAAGUGUCAGAAGUGCAAAGGAUGAUCGUGUUCAUGAAAUUCGCCAUGCUGUUGAGCAUAUGAUUUCACGUUUGGACGCUCAGCUGAAAAGCAAACUGUUGACAUUGAUGGCACAAAAGAAUUCUUUGUCUCGAACAGAACAAUUAGAAACUAUUCUGAAAUCAGUUGAACAGCAGUUAAGCUCUAGUUGUAAGAAUGAAUUAAUUACUAUGAGUCCUGAUAUACUUCAUAAUAUGGCUGAAAUUCAGAGUAAACCAAUGGCAAGUUUUGUUACGGCUGCUGUUCCCGCAGAUUCAAGUGAAAUCGUACCUCCUUAUGAUGGAAGUACUUUUGUGAUGCAUAACUUUAGUGUUCUACAGCAGAGAGCUGAUCCUGUAUACAGUCCACCUUUAAAUGUCUGCGGUCUUACCUGGAGGUUGAAAGUUUAUCCAGAUGGGAAUGGGGUUGUUCGAGGUAAUUACUUGUCUGUUUUUCUGGAAUUAUCAGCUGGAUUACCCGAAACCUCCAAGUACGAAUAUAGAGUGGAAAUGAUUCAUCAAACGUCUAGGGAUCCAUCCAAGACAGUUGUUCGUGAAUUUGCCUCUGAUUUUGACGUCGGAGAAUGUUGGGGUUAUAAUCGCUUUUUUAGACUCGAUCUCCUUGCCAGUGAAGGCUACUUAAAUACAGAACGUGAUACUUUAAUCUUGGGGUUCCAAGUUCGUUCACCCACUUUUUUCCAAAAAUGCAGAGAUCAAAUGUGGUGUAUUAAUCAGUUACAGACUGCUCAAGCUCAGUAUAUUAGCCAGAUUAAUGAUUUGAAAGAGAGGUUGGCUAUUGAGUUAUCUAGAAUCAAGCUGCUUUGGGAAAUAAAACAGAUGUAA
Uloborus diversus is the source of this 1365-nucleotide messenger RNA. Its product is annotated as E3 ubiquitin-protein ligase TRIM37-like. Gene Ontology annotation, cellular component: aggresome; peroxisome. Gene Ontology annotation, molecular function: ubiquitin protein ligase binding; ubiquitin protein ligase activity; zinc ion binding. The record is from RefSeq and is a predicted model, not a curated record. Gene Ontology annotation, biological process: negative regulation of centriole replication; protein autoubiquitination. NCBI's taxonomy places the organism in Eukaryota, Metazoa, Arthropoda, Arachnida, Araneae, Uloboridae.